AACCUUCAAAGGAGGUUUCACUUAAACUGAGGCCUAUUUUGAGGUAAAAGGUUGACAAUCGUUCUACAUAAGAGGUGUGGAAAUGCGUAAGAAAGAAAACGUUUCGAAAACGCGUUUCCUUUCUUAAGACCGAUAUUUUCCGUCCCAUGCAUUACUUCGCAUCUACAUCUAGCAAAUGAUGUUUUUUUAUUGUGCGGAAAAAUAUUACCACCAAAGCAAAGUAAACACAAGUGAAUGAAUAACGGGGAUUUCCCGUAGCCUGCAACUAAGCUAUAUUGAAGACUCCAAUCGAUCGUUCUGUUUGGUAAGAUUGAUUGGCAUAUUAAAUGUAUGCAUGUAAAAAUGCGAACGGCUGAUUUGUGCUUGUGCCAAUCGCAUUUCCUUCGACAGUGUUGGUAGGUAAGAGAGCGAUUGUUUGACGUUCGACCGAUGAAGCUAUCAGCAGAGAUUUUAAUAAAACUCCAGUUUUGGACAAGGAGUCAAAGCACUAGGGAGGAAUCGUAGUUACAUUACGCUGCAUCUCGAUUCGAUCAUUGGAAAUGUUGGCAAUAGGAGUUAUAACAUGGAUUACAGUUCUCUUCAUAAUUGCACUCAACACUGUUACUGCUUCACCUCGGUUGGUAUGCUACUACACAAACUGGAGCCACAGUAGACCGAAAGAAUACUCGUAUCGAAUCGAGGAUAUACCAGGAAAUCUAUGCACACACGUAGCAUACACCUUUCUCGGCGUGGAAGAGGCCACAUCGGAGCUCGUGUCGUUGAAACCGGCUUAUGAUAACCUUCAAAAUGGGUUCGGUCGAUUUCGAGACCUUAAGGGCCGUUUUCCGCAUCUGAAACUCAUAGUUUCGGUGGGUGGUUGGACUCACGGUGGUAGUGUCUUUAGCAAGAUGGCUUCGACCAGAAGCAGUCGACUAAAGUUCGUCACAAGUGUGGCGCAUUUCAUGGGAAAGUAUGGCUUGGACGGUUUUGAAAUCGUAUGGCUGUGGCCAGGCGCUACCGAACGUGGCGGCAAACAAGAGGAUAAAGAUAAUUUCUACUAUUUGGUCGAUGAUUUGAAACGCGAAUUUCAGAAAGUUGGUAAAUCUUGGGAGGUGGUUGUGCAAGUCCCGGUUGAUCGUGCUCGACUCGUGGCGGGAUAUCAUCAAGAGUCGCUUUGCCAGGUAGCUGAUUAUAUUCAUCUAGCCGGGUAUGAUCUUCGUGGUCCGUGGACAAAUGUAGCAGAUGUGCACAGUUCGCUAAAACGCCGCGCUCACGACCAUGACUAUUUCUACACAUUGAAUAUUGAAGACGGGGUCGACACGUGGCUAAGCAACGGAUGUACAUCCAAUCAAAUUGUGCUCGGUCUCCCACUUUACGGUAGAAGUUAUACUUUGAUAUCUUCCGCGGAAACCAGCCCCGGUUCGGACGUGGUCGGCGCUGGUAAGAUAGGUCCAUUCACCAACGACCCAGGGCUUCUGGGGUAUUUCGAGAUUUGUGACCUGCUCAAGGACGGUAAUUGGACGACGGAGUGGGAUUCAAUUGCCGAGAGUCCAUACACACAUUUUGGCGAUCAGUGGAUAGGGUACGACAACGAGCGAUCUCUCGAGGCAAAGACUAGGUGGGCAACGGAGAAACGGCUUGCCGGUGUGUAUGUCUACACACUAGAUUUGGACGAUUAUAGAGGAAAGUGUGGCGAACCGUAUCCACUCGUCAGAACUCUUCAUAAAUAUGUGGAAAGUUACACAACGACGGAUGAAGUCUUUUCGUUUGCCAUAUUUCGUUCGUGACCAUGCGAUUCUAUAAAUUAUUGAAGUAAAACGAAACAUUCCGCAGUUUUAUGUAAGUCAUAUUUCUGCAUUUCUUGUAGGACCUGCAU
This is a messenger RNA of Anopheles cruzii, 1855 nucleotides long. Its product is annotated as endochitinase-like. The transcript is spliced from 3 exons. NCBI's taxonomy places the organism in Eukaryota, Metazoa, Arthropoda, Insecta, Diptera, Culicidae. The record is from RefSeq and is a predicted model, not a curated record. Gene Ontology annotation, molecular function: chitinase activity; chitin binding. Gene Ontology annotation, cellular component: extracellular region. Bases 540 to 1766 code for a protein of 408 amino acids. Gene Ontology annotation, biological process: carbohydrate metabolic process; chitin catabolic process.